GCAGCAGAGCAGCGGCGAUUUAGGGGGUCUUAUAAAUACGAAGCGCUCUCGCCGGUGCCAAACACAGUCAUGGCGGCAGUCGGAGCGGCACCACUGCUCUUCCAACAGCAGGCGCAGGCGGUGGGCGACGGCUGCUACUUCUCUUUCAUGUCCUCCUACUUCUCCCACGGGGAAGUCAGCUCGAACGCCUCCAGCCCGGCGUCCAGCUUCUCCGCCGCGCUCGGCGCCACGCCGCCCGCUGCACCGGCGAUCGCCGCCGACCCUGCGGAGCAGUUCGACAUCUCCGAGUACCUCUUCGACGAGGGCGUGUUCUCGGAGUCGCUCCCGCCCGUCAUCUCCGUGCCAGCCGUUGGCGUGGCUGCUGCAAGUUCGGCGUCCGCGGUGACUGCGAGGAGCGCCGAGUCGGUGGAGCGGCCGCGGACGGAGCGCAUCGCGUUCCGGACUCGGUCGGAGAUCGAGAUCCUCGACGACGGCUACAAGUGGCGCAAGUACGGCAAGAAGUCCGUCAAGAACAGCCCCAACCCAAGAAACUACUACCGGUGCUCGACGGAAGGGUGCAGCGUGAAGAAGCGGGUGGAGCGGGACCGGGACGACCCGGCGUACGUGGUGACCACGUACGAGGGCACGCACAGCCACGUCAGCCCCAGCACCGUCUACUACGCCAGCCAGGACGCCGCCUCCGGCCGCUUCUUCGUCGCCGGCACGCACCCGCCGCCAGGCUCACUGAACUAGCUCGUGCUUCGCAAACCCCGCAUCAAUGGUGUACGCCGCUCCAAGCUCGAGGACGACAACCGGACAGGAGUUUGGCCAAGCACAUACUAAUAUUCUUCUGCAUGUGCUGCCCGGACGGUCGACAUCGUUCAUCCCAACUGAAAAAGCCGGAGCCAUGUGGAACAUGAUUGAGAAAACAAAUGGUCCUCGUUGUGGAAGAAGAUGCUCCGUGUAUUGAGGAUAGAAAAUGAUCUUCCAUGAGGACUUCGAAACGUAAAAGGAUUGAGGAUAGAAAAUGAUCUUCCAUGAGGAAGAUCAGAUGCUCCACUAUACUAACAAUGUAAAAACAAUGUCAGCUGGAUGGCCUAUGAAGGGGAACAUGAUUCAUAUGAUGGCAAAUGAUAUUUGAUCGGGAAAAAAAUAUCACUGUACUAAGUAAACGUCCGUCUCUAAGGAAGCCAUAUGCAGGAUAA
Messenger RNA from Triticum aestivum (bread wheat), 1184 nucleotides. Its product is annotated as probable WRKY transcription factor 51. The record is from RefSeq and is a predicted model, not a curated record. The coding region runs from base 70 to 732 and encodes 220 amino acids. The transcript has a single exon. Gene Ontology annotation, molecular function: sequence-specific DNA binding; DNA-binding transcription factor activity. Gene Ontology annotation, biological process: regulation of DNA-templated transcription. NCBI's taxonomy places the organism in Eukaryota, Viridiplantae, Streptophyta, Magnoliopsida, Poales, Poaceae.